AUGGAUGAUGAGGUUGAUGCUUUGGAGAUAACUUGUACAUGGGAUGUUUGCUCUUUACCUCCUAACAAAAAACCAAUUGGUUGUAAGUGGCUUUAUAAGAUUAAGUAUCAUGCGGAUGGUACUAUUGAGAGGUAUAAGGCACGUCUCGUUUCUAAGGGUUACACUCAAGAGGAAGAGGUUGACUUUCAUGAAACGUUUUCUCCUGUUUGCAAUCUCACUUCUGUGAAGCUUCUUCUGGCUAUCUCUGCCAUUUCUGGAUUCACUCUUCAUCAAUUGGAUAUCUCUAAUGCUUUCCUCAAUGGGGACUUAGAUGAAGAAAUUUACAUGAAGCUUCCUCCAGGUUAUGCAUCAAGAAAGGGGGACUCUCUUCCCCCUAAUGCGUCUCAAUCGGAUCAUACUUGUUUCUUGAAAAUUACUACUGACGUAUUUCUCUGUGUGUUAGUUUACGUGGAUGACAUUGUGAUUGUCACCAACAAUGAUGCUGUCGCAGAUUGCUUGAAGACUGAGCUCAAAUCAUGUUUUAAACUUCGUGACAUGGGUCCUCUUAAAUACUUCCUUGGUCUCGAAAUUGCUCGUUCUGAUGCUGGAAUUUAUGUUGGCCAGCGCAAAUAUGCUCUGGAUUUGCUUGAUGAGACAGGUUUAUUGGGAUGCAAACCGGUUGCUUCUCCCAUGGACCCCGGUGUUAAGCUCUGCCAUGACUUUGGUGGUGACUUUGUUGAUGCCAAAUCCUAUCAGAGACUCAUUGGUCAAUUGAUGUAUCUGCAGAUUACUCGUCCUGAUAUCACAUUUGCGGUGAACAAGCUCAGUCAGUUUUCCGAGACUCCUCGUCCGACCCAUAAACUUGUUGUCUACAGAAUUCUUCAUUAUCUGAAAGGCAUUAUUGGUCUUGGUCUGUUCUAUUCCUCUAAAGCCGAGUUACAAAUUCAAGCCUUUGAUGAUGCAGACUACAACUCCUGUCUAGAUACUCGUCGCUCUACUUCCGGUUUUUGCAUGUUCUUAGGCACUUCUCUUAUUUCUUGGAAAUCGAAGAAACAGAAGGUUGUCUCUAAAUCUUCUGCAGAAUCGUAG
Molecule: messenger RNA, 1068 nt
Organism: Camelina sativa (false flax)
Lineage: Eukaryota; Viridiplantae; Streptophyta; Magnoliopsida; Brassicales; Brassicaceae
Source: RefSeq, a predicted model, not a curated record